UAAGACAGCUUUCGAACAUCCGAACAAAGUCAACAAACACACGCAGUUGAGACGAAGUUCCUGAAACGCACAGAAAAGAAGGAAACUCUUCCAGACGUCCAUGCAACUUAAAGAGACAAUGGCGCAGAGAGAGAAGGUUCACAGCUUGCGAUUCAACCAAGACCAAGGGUGCUUCAUAUGCUGUAUGGAUAAUGGUGUGCGUAUAUACAAUGUGGAGCCCCUUGCAGAAAAAUUACAUUUGAAAGAAACCUUAGCCGGAAGUGUUGCACAUGGAGAAAUGUUGCACAGGACAAAUUUAUUGGCAAUAGUAGGAGGAGGAGCAGUUCCUAAGUAUGCUGACAACACAGUCCUAAUUUAUGAUGACAGAACAUCAAGAUUCGUCCUUGAGUUUACCUUCUCUGCUCCAGUUCUGUCAGUUAGACUGCGUAAAGAUAGGCUAGUUGUUGUAUGCUGCCGUCAGAUUCAUGUCUUUUCAUUCCCUCAUUCCCCACGGAGACUUUUCACCUGCGAGACUCGUGACAAUCCCCUAGGUCUUUGUGAAGUGUCUCCUCUACCCUCUGCAGACAGACAUAUUCUCUGUUUCCCAGCACAUAAAGUUGGUGCUGUCCAGUUAGUGGACCUUCUUACAACAGAGUCAACCGUGUCCCAAGCACCUCUCACAGUACAGGCCCACAAGAGUGAGUUAGCAUGCCUCAGUGUGAACAGAGAAGGGACCCUGCUUGCUACAGCGUCACACAAGGGCACGCUUAUUAGGGUGUGGGACACUGCCAGGCGUGUUUUGCUGGCAGAAUUACGGAGGGGUUCAGAUCCUGCAACAUUAUAUUGCAUUAACUUUAGUGGUGAUAGUGAGUUUUUGUGCUGCUCCAGUGACAAGGGAACAAUCCACAUAUUUGCACUCAAGGACACAAAACUGAACCGCCGUUCAACAUUUUCACGAAUGGGGUUCCUCGGCGGGUAUAUGGAAUCCCAGUGGGCACUUGCAAAUUUCACCGUCCCUCCUGAGUGUGCCUGUGUCUGUGCCUUUGGGACCAGCUCCACUGUUUAUGCAAUAUGUGUAGAUGGAACAUUUCACAAGUAUGUGUUCAAGGCAGAUGGAUGCUGUAACCGAGAGUCAUUUGAUGUCUACUUAGACCUUGUUGCAGAUGAUGAGUUUUAAAAAGUAGGCAGAACAGGGCUUCUGUAUCACGUUAUCAGUGGUGUUGCUGAAAUCACUUGCUGAGUUUCCCCGUUAUGCUUUUCCUGAUCUUUGGUUAAUUAAAGAGGAUUACAUUCUUUUGUAGGGGGCCUAAAAAUUAUAUAUAUAUAUAUAUAUAUAUAUAUAUAUAUAUAUAUAUAUAUAUAUAUAUAUAUAUACACUAUAUCUAUAUACACAUACAUAAUACAUAUGUAGAAAGUCUGUUUGGAUGUGCUGUGAGAUAAGAUUGAGUGUUUUUUUUUUUUGUUUAUAUGAUCACAAAAAUUAAGAUAUGAUUAUUACUGAUAUUAGAUAUAUUUGAUGUUUUUUAGGCAUUAAUUUGCUUUCACAUUGUUUUCUUCUUUCUUUUUUUUUGCUUUCUUUUUCUUGAUUUUUUCUUCUCCAUUUGAAAAGUAUUCCAAAAAGAGCAAUCUCCUAUAUGUAACAUACAGAUAUACUGUUUGUGCAUGUGCACUUAUAAACAUGUAUAUACGUAUAUACAUAUGUAUAAGUGCAUUAUACAUUAUGUACACACACACACACACACACACACACACACACACACACACACACACACACACACACACACACACACACACACACACACACACACACACACACACACACACACACACACACACACAUAUACAUAUAUAUUCAUAUACAUACAUGCAUACAUACAUAAAAAAAAACAAAAAAACUUCAACAGUCAAGGUAGAUGCAAGAAAAAUCUUUCAUAUAAGCACAUUGAAGAUAAAACUUUUCUUGUUUCUUACUUACCAUGUCUUCUACCUUUUCCUUUUAAGAAUCUAGUCGUACUUUUUAGUCUAUCUAACUUGAGAAUUAUUUUCUUGUUUGUACGUUUAUUAUUUGAUAGAUAUAAAGAGGAUUUUUUUUUAUUACUAUUAUGUCAGUGAGUCUUCUUAAAGUAGUUUGUAGAUCUUGUUUUCUCACUUUACAACUGCAUUUGGUGCUCGUUAAAUUCUGGAGAAUACACACACACACAGUAUGUGAAUGUGAAUGUGUGUGUGUGUGUGUGUGUGUGUGUGUGUGUGUGUGUGUGUGUGUGUGUGUGUGUGUGUGUGUGUGUGUGUGUGUGUGUGUGUGUGUGUGUGUGUACGCACACACGCACGCACGCACGCACGCGCUGAGUGCAUGAACCAAGAUGUAGUACAUUGAUAUUAUGCUAAUAUGUUCUAAGAUGUAAUUGUUGCUUCUAAUUGAAAUUAUAAUUAUAUUACUAUUUCCAGUGUUUUUAUAGAGUGAAGAGAAAAUUAUUUAUAGAAAAUGAGAAAAGAAGAAAUACAUCUGCAAAUCAUAAGAGCCAUGUGAUUACAUGUUUAUAUGAUGUAGUUGAUAAAGGACUAUUUCAUUACCAUAAUAAAUAUAGAUUGUGAUUUAUUUUUUGUAUUGUAUGAUUACAGGGAAUAAAGUCUUACAUAAUUGA
Penaeus chinensis is the source of this 2621-nucleotide messenger RNA. Its product is annotated as WD repeat domain phosphoinositide-interacting protein 4-like. Gene Ontology annotation, cellular component: extrinsic component of membrane; phagophore assembly site membrane; cytosol. The record is from RefSeq and is a predicted model, not a curated record. Gene Ontology annotation, biological process: protein localization to phagophore assembly site; nucleophagy; protein lipidation. Gene Ontology annotation, molecular function: phosphatidylinositol-3-phosphate binding; protein binding; phosphatidylinositol-3,5-bisphosphate binding. The coding region runs from base 101 to 1156 and encodes 351 amino acids. The transcript has 9 exons. Lineage: Eukaryota; Metazoa; Arthropoda; Malacostraca; Decapoda; Penaeidae.